This is a messenger RNA of Dentiscutata heterogama, 154 nucleotides long. Lineage: Eukaryota; Fungi; Glomeromycota; Glomeromycetes; Diversisporales; Gigasporaceae. The record is from the annotation of a GenBank genome assembly.
GGAUUCGUCAGAUGAUGAUCCAAUAGAUACAUAUUUCCAAGAUAAGUUGGCAAGUGCUAGGUUAUUAGCAAAGAAUAAGCAGACGAAGGUGGGAGGAAGUUUUAGUUCUUCAGGUUCAUUGUAUACUAGCAUACUAGUUGGGUUUGGGGUGUAG